CGACUCAAUAUUGUACAUUUCGUUUUAUCAUUGUGUUAUAAUCGUUAUAUAUGACUAUGAAUGAAUCUUUGACAGGAUUUGGCUCAUGUGUGAAACAGGCUAAUGCCCUCAGUAGAUUGGCUAGUGUUCCUUUCUCAGCAGAUGGACCAAAGGAUUAACAAGGGCUUAAUGCAGCAGUGACAGGGAGGAAGGUGCAAGAAGAGAAGCUUAAGCCGUAAACCUCAUGGACUGAAUACUAGAAGGAAGACAGUGAUAUAGUAAAGAGAGGUCUGAAAAAGGCGAGAACUCAGAUAUGCAGGAUAUUGCCUGAUAUCGGACAAUGGGACAAGUACUGUUUCAGAAGACUUUCUGGCAAUGACUACAAGCCUGGCAUGAUAGAAAACUAAAACCCCAGCUCUUAUCAAUCCACUACUAUCUUAUACGUCUGAACAAGUAACAGAGGCAAGAUGUCAGUACUCCUGUUGGAUGAGACUUGCUCAGAUCUUCCCGUCAGGGAUACAGGUUGUAAGCCAGCGGUGUUUAAAGCAAUACAAGAGGUUGUAGCCGCUCCCUACUCUCGGAAACAACAGGGCCAGAGAAUAAUGAAAAUAAAAGAUAAGGAUCUGAAGAUGCGCCGAAGGGUCUCCCUUAUUGGUCGAGAUGAACUAGAGGACAACUUCCUCCGUAUUCACGAGGAAAAUCUACUCCUCAAGGACCAUGCAAGGAAAAUGGAAGACAAGAUAAAAAGAAUGGGCACCAGAAUGCUCUGGGUAACUUCAGAUCUUGUGCAGACAGGAAAAUCAGCUGGAAUGAAGCGUGACGGGCGAGAUUUAGACGCUGAGGAGACUAUAGAAGACUUACAGGACAGAGUCCGAGACCUGGAACAUAAAAAUGAAACCCUUAGGCACAAGCUGGUUACAUACAAGCAGCGAUUACAGGUGCAAAGCGGGUGCAGACAUUGCCCCUACAGCACAGUGCCAGCACGAACAGACUCUGGAGUCAGAAGAAACGUUGCUCUGCCAGAUCACAUUAAAAGAGGUCUGCGGGUACAAAGUCUGGAAGUGAGGCCGCCCCAAGUUUUCCAAGUUCAGGCAUGUGGAGAGACCCUCAGUGAUGAAGCCAGAGCAGAGAUUGAGAGGCUAUUCAAUUUAAUUGAAAGUCAGAAUAACAGAGCUGAUGACAAGUCUGCCGUUUUGCUAAAUAAUAUGGAGUCCGUGAGGUCAGUGGAUGCGGUGGCAGAAGUGAUGCUCUCUCUGCAAAGAACUCAGCAGGCUGAGAAGCAACGGACCGCUAUUCAGGAGAAUGUAAUGGUGAUACGACUUCAGAAAGAGCUGAGAGAGAAGAACACAACUCUAUGUGCUCUAAGGGAACAGUUCCAUCAGCUAAAGGAGUCUUAUGAAACAGAACUACAGCAGAAUCAGAAGUCCCUGACACUGAGCCAUGAGGCUGUUUUGACCCAGCUGGAGGACCUCACAUCCCAACUGAAAGCAGAAAGGACAAAGGUGGUGGCAAUGGAAAUUGAACAACAAAGUGUCCUUAACUUGCAGAGAUCAUUACAAGAGUUCCAGGAGCGUGUAACUGACGUAGAAAAGGAAAAUGGGCUCCUCAAAGAAAAUUAUGAGAACCUACUUAAAAGUUCUCUAAAUGAAGAAGUUGGUUUAAGACAAGCAACAGAGAAUGAAUUGCGGCAAAAGAUCUCUCUGUUGGAGGAGCAAAUCCACUGCCAUGUGACUGACAAUACACUAAAUAAUGAACAGCUUCAGCAUGAAAGAGAACAAAAUGAGCAUUUAAAGAAGGAAGUCUCACAACUGCAUAUUCAGCUCCUGGAAAAGAUUCAAGAAGUCAAAAGUUAUCAGGAAAAAGUGUCAGCCAUACUGUCAUCAUCAGUCAAUGGCCCUGUCCAGGAGCAACCAGCUGUCACCUUGCAAAGAACCUCUACUCCCGGACUAGAAGGUUACCACCAGAUGAGGGAAUUCAAUGCAGUUAUGGAUAGAUGGUUUGAUGGCAGAGAAAGACGAAGAAUGGAAGAGAUGAAACAUCAGAUGAGAUGUGAAGAUGAACAAAGGCAAAGAGGAGACAGUGAAAGGCAAAGAGAGGAAGAGGAGCAGAAAAAGGCAGAGGAAGCAGAGAGGCAGAAAUGGAUAAGCAAGAUGGAUGCAGACCAUGCAGAGACAAUCCUGGAGCUGGAAAAGACAAGGGAAAUGUUGUUCCUGCAACAUAAAAUUAACAAUGACUAUCAGGAGGAACUGACGGCAGUGAGGCUUAAAGCCGAGAGUGAAAGCAGAGACAAAGAGGAAAAGAAAUGUCAUUAUGAGGCUAGCAUUUUGAAGUACAGAGCCAGAAUCCACACUCUAGAAGCUCAGCUCAAAGACAUUGCAUAUGGAACAAUUCCCUCCCGACAUGAGUCUCAGUCUCCUGAUGUGGAUAUGUCACCUGUUCCAUCACUGCGCCGGGGAGAGACUCUCUUUGAAGUUCAUAUAGGUGCCGUCUGCUUCACACCACGGGGUCUAAGGGAAGUCAGUGACCUUCAUCCAAACACCUUUUGUGUUUAUUCUUUGUGUGACUAUGAAACACACGCCACUCCAGUAGUAACUGGCACCAGCCCUCGGUACAACUUCACCUCUCAUUAUGCAGUUACUCCAGAUGCUGAAUUUCUUCGCUAUUUGAGAGUCGGAAUUUUAACCGUGGAGUUAUAUCAAGCCUUAGGAGGAGAGCAUAGAAUGCUGGCAAGGGGGCACAUUAAACUGGAAGCAACAUUGCAGAGCACUGAAAAGAUACAUGGAGCCGUUGCUUUGACUGAUGCCACUGGGGAAGAUAUAGGAGAACUGGAUUACUGGAUUUGUCUACAUGGAUCCAUAUCUCAGGUGCAGCGUGUGCAGAAGCAGAGUAAAAAAGCUCGUAGCUACCUUUCAGCUGGCGGCCAUUACCAUUCCGAGAAGUCAUUGGCAUCACCUUUUUCUACUGGAACUCAAAAUAAACUUGGCAUCAGAAUAUGGGGCUGUAGAAGGCUGAAGGUGGGAUAUUUGGGAUACCAACCAAGCCCGUAUGCUAUGUACCGUUUCUACCAUCACCCUGAUCAUUCUACUGCUAUCAUACCAUGCAGCAACAAUCCUCAGUUUGGAGAUGAAUUUGUCUAUCCGUUACAAAUAACUAAUGACCUUGAGAGAUAUCUCCAGAAGGAGUGCUUAUAUGUCUAUGUGUUUGACGAUGAAGAUAUGCAGCCUGGAGUUUACCUGGGAAGAGCAGAAGUGCCUUUAGUCAGCCUAGCAAGGGGAGACAACAUUCAAGGAGAUUUUGCACUGCUGGACCCUUGCGGUAAGUGCUCUGGAUCAAUACAACUCAGUAUGGAAUGGAAAUAUCCUAUCAAGGCUACAAGCUAUCAAAGUACUCAAGAGGUUCCACUUUCACAGCAUUGCACCCAUAUGAAAUUACUGCCGAGUGUUAUACCAAAGGUUAACUUAACUCAAUCGAAGCAGUCCAAAACGCGUAAGGCUGAGGAAGAUCAACAAGAUGACUUAACCUCCAGCAAAAGGGGGCGGAAGGACUUCCCAUCAACAUCCAGUCAAAACACAAAACAAACCUUUCAAAAUUCUGAUCUUCUGCCAGCUGGAUACAACAGCAAUGAUCUGGGCACACAACAGGAGGAAGCUGUACAAGUGCAGGAAGGUGAGAAAAUGGAAGACAUAAAGGAUGAGGAUGAAAUCAAUGGUGACCACACAGCAGAUGCAAAUGACCCACAAAGUACAGAUGAUGAGGACUUAAUUUUAGUGGUAAAACCACAUGUUGCAGAAAAAACACCUUCAUCCAUGAUCCGUGUUGAAAUCAUGUCUCUGACCUUAUAUCCAUAUUCAGAGGUGAUGGGCGACAGCGCAGUACAAAGGUUGUUUGUGGAAUUCCGCUUUGCUGGCGUCCCUCCAGAGGAAACCGAGACCCCUGUGUCACUUCGCAAACCCAACCAAGGCGAGGAGCUAUACUAUCACUUUAGCAAAGUGAUACAUCUGGAUGGGUCAGAACAUGCUGAGCGCAGAGACUUUCUCUACAUGCUAUUAGAGGGAUCAGACUCAAAUGGAGAUAGUGUCAGGCUCAGGUUCACUGUGGUGAGUGACCCAAUUAACGAGGAUGAAGAAUGUCGUGAUGUGGGCUAUGCCUAUAUGGACCUCCGCUUUCUACUAAGAAGAGCGGAAGACAAAGCUGAGGAAACUUUACAAGUUUUAGAUGUAGCCAAUCAAGAACAAGUCAUUGGAGCACUGAGAGUAGCAAUAGAAGCAAAAGAAGCGGCACGGGCCGUUCACAGAACAAGGAGAGCAAUGGAAACAGAGUGAAGAUUUAUCUCAGCGUGUCAAAAACCAUCACAUCCCAAAGAAGAAAGAAUGCAAUAUCAAAGGCCAAAAAGUGCAGGCAUUUGAUGCUUUUAUCAGCACUAAUAUAUUUCCGUCAUUUGGAAACAGUUCACCUAUGGAACUAGAGAGAUAUUCUUACUUUUAGGGUGAAAAGAAAUCAUGAGCUUAAAAGAAACUAAAUUGUUUUCCAGACUGAAUGCAAAAAGUUAUAGCCAAAUAUUUUCCAUGUAUAAUCCAAAUCUUUACUGGGAAACAUAAACCACUCCUUGCUGUGAUGGGUAAAAGGGCCAAGAGACAUGAUAAUAUAGGAAGAUACAAAGCUGGCAAGGCUAAAUAGAAUCUUAUAGGCUCUCCUCAGCAUAUACAGUUAGGUCCAUAAAUAUUUGGACAGAGACAACCUUUUUUCAAUUUUGGUUCUGUACCUUACCACAAUG
Molecule: messenger RNA, 4753 nt
Organism: Xenopus laevis (African clawed frog)
Lineage: Eukaryota; Metazoa; Chordata; Amphibia; Anura; Pipidae
Gene: rpgrip1.L
Product: RPGR interacting protein 1 L homeolog
Exons: 25
Coding region: 447-4301 (1284 amino acids)
Biological process (GO): non-motile cilium assembly; retinal rod cell development
Cellular component (GO): cilium; photoreceptor connecting cilium; ciliary transition zone
Source: RefSeq, a predicted model, not a curated record